UAUACAUCGUGUUAGUAUUAGCUUUUCUAUAGUUCAUUGUAACAUGAAUGCGUGUUUGAAUGUGAUCAAUGUUACAUCGUGAAUGUAUGCUUGAUUUUGACAUAUGUAGAACAUUGCAGUUAUUAUGCAAAUACAACAUUUAGGCGGAUCUUCCUUAUUUGUUGAACAGAAUAUAUAAACGAGAAUGGCUGCAGAUAAAUAUUACAAUAUAGAAACGAAGCUGUCAAAACUAAAGGAGCUUUGUCAAGAAAUCAUUGAACGUUAUGGAACUGUGUCUGAUAUUGUUAAGAUACUAAUUAAUGAGUAUCUAUUCCAGCCAGAAAUCAAACAGCAUAUAAAAGAGGCCUCACAGAUAUUUUCAACUAUUGAUUCGGAGAAGCAGAAGUGUGACCGUCUUAUGAGUUUGGUAAUUAAGACUAUAGAAACGUUUGAAAUAAAAAAGUCAGAUAUAACACAUAUAAAUAGUACAGUGAAACUGGAAGCUGUUCCUACAUAUAUAAAUCACGUACCUAAAGAAGAAGAAACCAGCGUUUCAACACAGACCAUUGAUGAAUUUAGAAAAAAUAAUUCAUCUGUAUUAUUUGCAUUAUGUGGCCGUGGAAACGAUUUUGAUUCGACCUUAUCUUAUUUCGAUUCUUUAGGCGAUAAGCAGAAUAUAAGUAAAAGUAAUAUUGACAUGUGUGAAGUCAUCAAGAGCCUUACUUACACUAAGGAUUGUAAAGUUCAGGAAAAAAUGCCGAUAGAAAGCUCAUCUAUUCUUCUUCCAAGGUUUACAAAUUUGAAAAUAGGAAACCUCUCAGAACUCGAUAAGAUUAAAAGACUAAAAGACAUUUGUGACUCUAUACACAAAAUAAAAGAUGAUAAAUUAAAUUCUUCUCAUCGUCAUCGCAUGGAAACUGAAAACCCAGUGCGUGUCAAUUUUCGUCUCAGAGAUGACGCAACUCAUAGAGAAUCAAAAAUGUAUAGAACUUUCAACGCGAUAUUGCGAAAUAAUAUUCGUGAUUAUAGUGGUCAUGGAAAUUGUAGACCAACUGGAAAUGUCUUACACAGUCAAAUAUAUACAGAGGUGAACGAAGAAAUAGAUCUAUAUUCAUAUGAUUCGGGUGAUAUGAUAGUAAUGCCUAAUGAUAUUGAAGGUAAUCAAGAACAGCUGAGUGAACUUAUACAGUUCAUGAAGCUGUCGAAUAAAAAUACAUUCGAUGUGCAGAUACAACAAAGUUUAGGUUUGCAAUCAAUGGGAGAUAACGAAUCGUAUGAAUUAGUUGUUGAUAUUACUAUCAACCAAUCUUCAAGAAAGCCUCUGAAAAAACGGUUCAGUUUCCGGAUGCAUGUUGUGAAGUCUGAAAUGUUUGAGAAUGCAUUGAGAGACUGUCAGAUUUAUUCACUUGAGUUGACAUAUACCAAUAUAUUCCCAAGUGAUUGUAGGAUGUUUAUUGCAUUGCCGAUAUAUGGAGAUGGUUAUCUAGACAGGAAAGACAGGCUUGACACACACUGAUGUACAAGCAACAUUAUUAUAUUUUCUCUUUAAAAUCAGAUGAAUUGUAUUUUACCUACUAAACCAGUAAUUAUACUUUAGUUUAGAAAGAAUCAUAAAAUCUACAAUAGAUAUUGAUUAGAGGAAACACUUAUCAACAGGUUUUGCAACGUUUCAUCAAUAAAAGAUGAGAUGUGUAACACAUGGGUCAGUGCUUAAUGGACAAAGAAAUCUGUUACACAUUGUGUUUUUACUCUCAAUGCGUCAGUAAUAAGAUAUCGCCAACACAUAUGCUAAAAACUUCAGCACAUUUUCAACACAUAAAUUGUAAAAUGGACUAGGUAUUACACGUAUCGAAAAGGUAUGCAACAGUAAAUCAAUGCAAUUUUAGUCGGACACAAUGCAUGUGAUAAAGAACUGCGAUUUUCACCUUAAACUAGUAGAAAUUACAUCUUCUAGAGAGAAAGGAAGUACAUGAUAUCAUGUUGAUAUAAUGUAAUAAAAGACACCAUACAAGGCAUAUGUUCUCCGUGUCUACUCUUCAUCUACAUAAUCAUGAAGAUUGAUAAAGGGUUGUGAGUUGUAAUUUCAUGUUUGUUUAAUACAUCUUGAACUUUGAAACAGCACAGUGAUUGAACUACAAACGAUACUAUAUAUGUCUUUGCAGGAACUUAUAUAAAGCCUAACUAUUCUGUUCGUAAACUAUCUUACCUGACUAAUGUGUUUUGAAGUUAUUUUCAAGCAUAUUUGAUACAAUUUUCUAGUUGUUUUUUUU
Mercenaria mercenaria is the source of this 2249-nucleotide messenger RNA. RefSeq lists its product as uncharacterized. Bases 185 to 1495 code for a protein of 436 amino acids. The record is from RefSeq and is a predicted model, not a curated record. The transcript is spliced from 2 exons. NCBI's taxonomy places the organism in Eukaryota, Metazoa, Mollusca, Bivalvia, Venerida, Veneridae.